Messenger RNA from Camelus dromedarius (Arabian camel), 527 nucleotides. RefSeq names its product histone H2B type 1-C/E/F/G/I-like. NCBI's taxonomy places the organism in Eukaryota, Metazoa, Chordata, Mammalia, Artiodactyla, Camelidae. The record is from RefSeq and is a predicted model, not a curated record. Gene Ontology annotation, molecular function: DNA binding; structural constituent of chromatin; protein heterodimerization activity. The transcript is spliced from 2 exons. The coding region runs from base 11 to 469 and encodes 152 amino acids. Gene Ontology annotation, cellular component: nucleosome.
GCUGUUCAGCAUGCCUGAGCCAGCCAAGUCCGCCCCAGCCCCGAAGAAGGGCUCCAAGAAGGCGGUGACCAAGGCGCAGAAGAAGGACGGCAAGAAGCGCAAGCGCAGCCGCAAGGAGAGCUACUCGGUGUACGUGUACAAGGUGCUGAAGCAGGUCCACCCGGACACCGGCAUCUCGUCCAAGGCCAUGGGCAUCAUGAACUCGUUCGUCAACGACAUCUUUGAGCGCAUCGCGGGCGAGGCGUCGCGCCUGGCGCACUACAACAAGCGCUCGACCAUCACGUCCCGGGAGAUCCAGACGGCCGUGCGCCUGCUGCUUCCCGGGGAGCUGGCCAAGCACGCCGUGUCCGAGGGCACCAAGGCCGUCACCAAGUACACCAGCUCUAAAUUUCCGCCUCUCCCUCCCUGGGGCGGGACUUCCCGCCUACUUUCUUCACGUUCUCAAUUCGGUCCGCGAACUGAUGUAUAAAGGCCAGAGUCAGGGCCGGAUACAUACAAAGGAGAAGCAACUGAAUUGUUUCGCGAUG